Messenger RNA from Lathyrus oleraceus (garden pea), 1902 nucleotides. RefSeq lists its product as uncharacterized. Gene Ontology annotation, molecular function: nucleic acid binding; RNA-DNA hybrid ribonuclease activity. NCBI's taxonomy places the organism in Eukaryota, Viridiplantae, Streptophyta, Magnoliopsida, Fabales, Fabaceae. The transcript has 10 exons. The record is from RefSeq and is a predicted model, not a curated record. Bases 219 to 1388 code for a protein of 389 amino acids.
UGCGAGGUAUAAUAGCACGGGGUGCAGUUUAAAUUCUCCUCAACUAAACCCCACUCAUCGUUCUUCUUCAUGUUUCACUCCCAAUUCUGCUACUAAACUAGUAACCUCCGCAAUUCAAAUUCAACAUUCGAUUCCACAAUGCAUUUUCCUUCACUUUCUCAUCAACAAUCAACACGUUUUUGAUUCUUCCCUCAUUCAAUCUGGAUAACUCUUCUGUCAUGAACGGUUUGUUAUCACACCUUUCAUCGUUUACCGCCACCAUAGUCGGAAGAACCACUCGAUUCGUCUCAAACAACGGAACUUCUUCCAAUUUCUCGUUCCCGAUAAAAUCACUCCAUUCUUGUGUUAGGUCUGAAUUCGCGUUGACAGGGUUUCGCUGCUAUUCCACUAAAAAAUCACGCAAAAGUGGUUCUUCUCAGUUGCAGAAAGUAGAGGCGGAAACGACUAUGGAUCAGGAAAAAGAUGCUUUUUAUGUUGUCCGGAAAGGGGAUGUUGUUGGAAUUUAUAAUAGUCUCAGUGAUUCUCAAGCUCAAGUUGGAUCUUCGGUAUGUGAUCCUCCUGUUAGUGUAUUUAAGGGAUAUUCAUUGUCGAAUGAAACAGAGGAAUAUCUUCUCUCGCAUGGACUAAAGAAUGCUUUAUAUACAAUUAGAGCCUCUGAUUUGAAAGAGGAUUUGUUUGGAUCACUUGUUCCAUGUCCUUUCCAGGAUCCUUCUUCUACCAAAGGGACCACAUCAAAUGCAGAUACAUCUAAAAAGAGACCUAUAGGAGUGCUCGGACAAGAUAAUUUGGAUCCUUCUUCUACCAAAGGGACCACAUCAAAUGGGGAUACAUCUAAAAAGAGAGCUAUAGAAGUGCUCGGACAAGAUAAUGUGAAAUCAACUGGUUUGACAUCCAUCUCUGAAGAUCCCUUCAGAAAGCAAGUCAAGUUAGAUCGUGCUGCUGCGAGCGAAGCAUCUUCACUUGCAACUAAGACUUGUAUUGUUGAGUUCGAUGGUGCGUCAAAAGGAAAUCCUGGAAGAGCUGGUGCUGGUGCUAUUCUGCGAUCCAAAGAUGGGAAUGUGAUUCAUAGGGUUCGUGAAGGCGUGGGUAUAGCAACAAACAAUUUUGCUGAAUAUCGUGCAGCGAUAUUGGGAAUGAAAUAUGCUCUUAAAAAAGGAUUCACUAAUAUCUGUAUACAAGGGGACUCUAAACUUGUGUGCUCGCAGAUUGAUGGCUCAUGGAAGGUCAAGAAUGAGAGUUUGUCUACAUUGUAUAAGGUGGCCAAAGAACUCAAGGAUAAAUUUGCGUCAUUUCAAAUUAGUCAUGUUUUAAGGGAAUUCAACUCCGAGGCGGAUGCUCAAGCAAAUUUGGCCGUCCAUCUUGCUGAUGGCCAAGUUCAGGAAGAGUAGUAGGUUAAUUCAUUCAUGGCAGUUAAUGAUUAUGAAUCAGGUUUGUGGCAGAACACCUUCAAUUUACGGUUCCCUGUCACUGUUCUUUCAUUUAUUGGUGUCACAAAUUAUAUAGCAAUCAAAACCUCAAGGACGAACUAUUUUGAACUAGUCCUCUAUCACUGCUCAUGAAUUGGCUAAUGUUUUCUAGUUCAAUGUUUCGAGCCAGCAGUCUUCCCGUGGUCUUGAGAUGGCAAACAAAGCUCAUUUCAAUUUUGUUCUAAGUUUUUUGAAAAUUCUUCCCAAAAUUACUAACAGAAGAUCCAUAUGGAUGAUGAUGGAAUUGGGAAUUCCAUGAAGCCUCAUAAUUUCUUUAUUCGACAUUUGAGUCACUAAUCAUGUUGUGUAAGGAUUAAGAUGUUUCACAAAUAUGAAAUGAUUCGUAUAAACCACAUGAGUUUCCUAGUAAAUAAUGUCUCCAAUUUUGUAUGGCACUGACUAAUUAAGAAUUAAGCAAAAUCAAUUAAAGAGUUAA